Macaca mulatta (Rhesus monkey) is the source of this 3064-nucleotide messenger RNA. It is a transcript of the gene MX2, whose product is annotated as MX dynamin like GTPase 2. Gene Ontology annotation, biological process: synaptic vesicle budding from presynaptic endocytic zone membrane; receptor internalization; defense response to virus. Lineage: Eukaryota; Metazoa; Chordata; Mammalia; Primates; Cercopithecidae. Gene Ontology annotation, molecular function: microtubule binding; GTP binding; GTPase activity. Gene Ontology annotation, cellular component: plasma membrane; cytoplasm; synapse. The record is from RefSeq and is a predicted model, not a curated record.
CAUUUCUGUGGCCAGAUCAAGUAGUUUCAUUUCUCUCCCUGUUUGUUGGUGACGGAGCAGGGGAGGGAGUGGUUCACACACCACAUAAAAGUGAAGUGGAGGAAAGGGAAGAGACGAUUUCUCCAUCCUGGACGUGCAGCGAGCUUGUCAGGAAGAUUGGAGGUGCCAAGUAGCAGAGAAAGCAUCCCCCAGCUCUGACGGGCAGACAGCACAUGUCUAAGGCCCACAAGUCUUGGCCCCACCGGAGAAGAAAUCAGUUUUCUUCCCAACGCUCCCUGAAAAAAGAAAUGAAUUUCUUCCAGCAACAGCCACCGCCAUUCGGCACAGUGCCACCACAAAUGACGUUUCCCCCAAACUGGCAGGGGGUAGAGAAGGACCCUGCUUUCCUCACCAAGGACUUCAACUUGCUCACUUUGAACAAUCAGCCACUACCAGGAAACACGAGCCAACCAAGGGCAAAGGGGCCCGAGAACAACCUGCACAACCAGUACGAGCAGAAGGUGCGCCCCUACAUUGACCUCAUUGACUCCCUGCGGGCUCUGGGUGUGGAGCAGGACCUGGCCCUGCCAGCCAUCGCCGUCAUUGGGGACCAGAGCUCGGGCAAGAGCUCCGUGCUGGAGGCAUUGUCAGGAGUUGCCCUUCCCAGAGGCAGCGGAAUCGUAACCAGGUGUCCGCUGGUGCUAAAAUUGAAAAAGCAGCCCUACAAGGCAUGGGCCGGAAGGAUCAGCUACCAGAACACCGAGAUAGAGCUGCAGGACCCUGGCCAGGUGGAGAAGGAGAUACACAAAGCCCAGAACGUCAUGGCCGGGAAUGGCCUGGGCAUCAGCCAUGAGCUCAUCAGCCUGGAGAUCACCUCCCCUGAGGUUCCAGACCUGACCAUCAUUGACCUUCCCGGCAUCGCCAGGGUGGCUGUGGGCAACCAGCCCCGGGACAUCGGACUGCAGAUCAAGGCUCUCAUCAAGAGAUACAUCCAGAGGCAGCAGACGAUCAACUUGGUGGUGGUUCCCUGUAACGUGGACAUUGCCACCACGGAGGCACUGAGCAUGGCUCACGAGGUGGACCCGGAAGGGGACAGGACCAUCGGGAUCCUGACCAAACCAGAUCUAAUGGACAGGGGCACCGAGAAAAGCAUCAUUAAUGUGGUACGGAACCUCACAUACCCCCUCAAGAAGGGCUACAUGAUCGUGAAGUGCCGGGGCCAGCAGGAGAUCAUCAACAGACUGAGUUUGGCAGAGGCAACCAAGAAAGAGAUUACAUUCUUUCAAACACAUCCAUGUUUCAGAGUUCUGCUGGAGGAGGGGUCAGCCACGGUUCCCCGACUGGCAGAAAGACUUACCGCUGAACUCAUCACGCACAUCCAAAAAUCACUCCCGUUGUUAGAAGAACAAAUAAGGGAGAGCCACCAGAAGGCGACCGAGGAGCUGCGGCGUUGCGGUGCUGACAUCCCCAGCCAGGAUGCCGACAAGAUGUUCUUUCUGAUUGAGAAAAUCAAGAUGUUUAAUCAGGACAUCGAAAAGUUAAUAGAAGGAGAAGAAGUUGUAAGGGAGAACGAGACCCGUUUAUACAACAAAAUCAGAGAGGAUUUUAAAAACUGGAUAGGCAUACUUGCAACUAAUACCCAAAAAGUUAAAAAUAUUAUCCAUGAAGAAGUUGAAAAAUAUGAAAAGCAGUAUCGAGGCAAGGAACUUCUGGGAUUUGUCAACUACAAGACAUUUGAGACCAUCGUGCAUCAGUACAUCCAGCACCUGGUGGAGCCCGCCCUUAGCAUGCUCCAGAAAGCCGUGGAAAUUAUCCGGCAAGCUUUCGUUAACAUGGCCAAAAAACAUUUUGGUGAAUUCUUCAACCUUAACCAUACUGUUCAGAGCAAGAUUGAAGACAUAAAAGUGAGACACACAGAAAAGGCAGAAAACAUGAUCCAACUUCAGUUCAGAAUGGAGCAGAUUGUUUUUUGUCAAGAUCAGAUUUACAGUGUUGUUGUGAAGAAAGUCCGAGAAGAGAUUUUUAACCCUCUGGGGAAGCCUUCACAGAAUAUGAAGUUGAACUCUCAUUUUCCCAUUAAUGAGUCUUCAGUUUCCUCCUUUAAUGAAAUAGGCGUCCACCUGAACGCCUACUUCUCCGAAACCAGCACACGUCUCGCCAACCAGAUCCCAUUUAUAAUUCAGUAUUUUAUGCUCCGAGAGAAUGGUGACUCCUUGCAGAAAGCCAUGAUGCAGAUACUACAGGAAAAAAAUCGCUAUUCCUGGCUGCUUCAAGAGCAGAGUGAGACCGCCACCAAGAGAAGAAUGCUUAAGGAGAGAAUUUAUCGGCUCACUCAGGCGCGGCACGCGCUCUGUCAAUUCUCCAGCAAAGAGAUCCAUUGAAGGACGGCGAUGCCUGUGGUUGUUUUCUUGUACAUACUCAUUCAUUCUGAGGGGAGAUGGUGCAGGAUGCUGCUUCUGCUUUGGGGGCCACACUCUUCUGUUACUAUCUGUGUCCAUCUCUACUGUGCUCCCUCAGCAUCAGAGCACACAUCAGGGCUCCACACAGGCUCAGCUCUCUCCACCGCCCAGCUCUUCCCUGACCUUCAUGAAGGGGUGGGUCUCUAGUCCUUGAGCCCUGUAGCACACAGUUGCAGUGUCCUAAGCUACUGCUCUCAUUGUUUACUAAUUUGCAUUUGUGUUCCCUUCCCCCUACAAGAUUAUAGACCCCAGGGUGGGAAGGUCCGGGUCAAAUUCUUCUUUUGUAUGUCCAGUCUUUUGCACAGCACCUGCAACAUUGUAACUGCUUAAUAAAUGACAUCUCACUGAACGAAUGAGUGCCGUGGAGUGACAGAGAUACCUGAGGCUAUCGCUGAAGCCCAGGCCUUGGACAUUUAGUGACCGUUAGCUGGUCCCUUUCAGAUCCACUGGCCAUGCCCCCUGCUUCCCAUGGUUCACUGUCAUUGUGUUUCCCGGAUUCUCCACUGCCCCCCAGAAAGAAGCCUGAGUGAUUCUCUUUUCUUCUUGUUUCCCUGAUUAUGAUGAGCUACCAUUGCUCUGUUAAGUCUUGAAGAGGAAUUUAAUAAAGCAAAGAGACUUUUUAAAAA